CGGCGCCGGGCCUAACCUGUUCCACCGCCUUCCACGCGUGCGGCGUGUGCCAUCAACCAAGCUUGAACGAAACUUCUUCCCUUUCCCUUUCCCUUUCCCUUUCUCCUCCCGUCCGCGCGCUCUCGCUUCCUCUCCGCCACCACCGACACCGCCACCUCCACCUCCUGCCACCACCUUGCGCGGUGGGGGGCAACGGCGAGGUGAGGGCGAGGCGGGGCGAUGCUGGCGUGGAAGGAGAAGGUGGCGGACCGCCUCGCUCGCCUCCUCGCCGACUCCCCUGUCUCCCCCUCCCCGGCACAGGCCGCCGUCGCGCCACCGCAGGCAAAAUCUUUCCCAGCAGAACCUUUUAUUCCCCCCAAGACAUCAUCAUUAUCUUCGUAUGUAUUUUCCCUCCUACCAACCUCAAACUUGGGGCAUGAGCAGAAUUCACCUUGUUCUGAGACUUUGAGACCAUUACCUCCUGAAUCACUUCCUAAGAAAUGGAGAGGGAGUAAUUUAACAUGGAAAGAUCCUCCCCUGGAAUUGAGUGAGGAGUCUGGGUCUGAAAGUGAGAGAGAUGAAAGGAAUGGGAAUUUCGGUAGCGACCAGGUCCUUCAGUCAUACAGGUCCAUAAAUAACUCAAAUGGAAAUGAGGAAACAUCGACUUCAGAUUGUGCGGGCACUCUUCGUUAUCUGACUGAAAAGUCUAUGUUUGUGUCUCCAAAACUAUUUGCAUUCUUUCAAUCUUCUCUCCCUGGGACCUUGAAGGGGUGCCACUGGGUAUUGCUAUAUAGCACCUGGAAGCAUGGGAUAUCUCUAAGAACACUUCUUCGUAGAAGUGAGAAUAUUCAGGGUCCAUGCCUAUUGAUUGUCGGAGAUAUGCAAGGGGCUGUGUUUGGUGGCUUAUUGAACAGUCCUCUGCGGCCAACAGAGAAAAGGAAAUAUCAGGGAACAAACCAGACGUUUGUGUUCACAACGAUACAUGGUGAACCUAGACUUUUCAGACCAACGGGUGCAAACAGAUUCUAUUAUUUGUGCUUGAAUGAUGCUUUAGCAUUUGGAGGUGGUGGAAGCUUCGCAUUGUGUGUUGAUGAAGAUCUGUUACAUGGAAGCAGUGGAUCAUGUGAGACAUUUGGAAACUCAUGCUUGGCACAUAGUCCAGAGUUUGAACUAAAGAAUGUGGAGCUAUGGGGAUUCACGCAUUCAUGGAACCGUUCGACAUAACUGAUGCUAGCUGUCCUCAUUUAUGACCUGGCAACAGAUGGAAAGGGGCAUGAGAAGGCUAGUUGGAAUUGCUAAAGGGUAUUCACUUAAUCACUUGGGAAAUGUUUAGUCUCAUUCUAUUGUUUGGCUUGUGGAGGGAAUUAAGUAUGGGAGCUGUAUAGGGAAUUCAUGUCCUUUGUUUGGUGAGUGAGAUUUGGAGUGGAAAAUCGUGUCAUGACUAAUGAGUCAUGAUACAUACAUGUUCCACUUAAUGUCCAAUUACCACCAAUCCCUGUGGUCAGUGGGAAAUAACCUUCCAUUUCCUUGCACCAAUUAUCGAUACACAAUGUGUACUUGAUCACUGUAACGUCACGUAUUCAUUCAUUCAAUUAACACGUUUCAUAUUUGUACACGUUUUUCUGUUCAAAAUAAUUACUCUGAA
Messenger RNA from Sorghum bicolor (sorghum), 1624 nucleotides. Its product is annotated as TLD domain-containing protein 2. The record is from RefSeq and is a predicted model, not a curated record. The transcript is spliced from 8 exons. Lineage: Eukaryota; Viridiplantae; Streptophyta; Magnoliopsida; Poales; Poaceae. The coding region runs from base 220 to 1203 and encodes 327 amino acids.